Messenger RNA from Tripterygium wilfordii, 1602 nucleotides. Its product is annotated as probable pectinesterase/pectinesterase inhibitor 60. Gene Ontology annotation, biological process: cell wall modification. The transcript is spliced from 2 exons. The record is from RefSeq and is a predicted model, not a curated record. Bases 1 to 1602 code for a protein of 533 amino acids. Gene Ontology annotation, molecular function: pectinesterase activity; pectinesterase inhibitor activity. Lineage: Eukaryota; Viridiplantae; Streptophyta; Magnoliopsida; Celastrales; Celastraceae.
AUGGCAUCAAAGAUUAAACUUUUGCUCAUAUUUUUCGUAUCAUUCUCUUCAAUAAUCUUCUCCAUUGAAGCAUCAAAGGGAAGCAAAAGCAACAUCACCUGGUGGUGCAACAAGACCCCGCAUCCUGAACCAUGCAAGCACUUCAUCAGAAGAAGCCACAAACAUUUUAGAAUCAAACACUUGUCUGAACUGCGAACCAUGAUGAUUCGAGCAGCGAUGGAUCAAGCAAUCGCUGCAAAUAAGCACGUCAAGCGGUGCAAGCCCAAUGUACAAACCCAGCACCAGCGAGCUGUGUGGAGUGAUUGCUUGAAACUAUAUGGAAACACAAUCCUCCAAUUAAACCGUACACUUCAAGGCCUAAGAAGAACCCGCACAGGUUGUACAGGUUUCGAUGCACAGACAUGGCUCAGCACUGCCCUCACUAACAUUAAAACGUGUCAAACAGGGUUUCUUGAACUUAAUGUCUCGGAUUUUACCAGGCCUGUGAUGUCCAGUAAUUUAUCAAAGCUAAUUAGCAACAGUUUGGCUACUAAUGGAGUCUUACUACGUGUUAAAAACAACACAAACAGUACUAGUUCUGUGCCAUCGGCCUAUCCUAGUUGGCUGUCGGGGCACGAGAGGAAGCUACUGCAAUCGCCCACGCUAGCCUCCUCAGCAAAUCUGGUGGUGGCGAAGGAUGGUUCGGGGCGUUUUAGGACGAUUCAGGCAGCUAUUGAUGCGGCAGCUAGGAGGAGAGGAAGUGGGAGGUUGAUUAUAUAUGUGAAGAGAGGUGUUUAUAGAGAGAAUAUUGAAGUUGGGAUCAAUAAUAACAAUAUUGUGCUGGUUGGUGAUGGAAUGAAUAAUACUAUCAUCACUGGUAGCAGAAGUGUUGGGGGAGGUUACACAACUUACAGUUCUGCAACUGCUGGCAUAGAUGGGCUCCACUUCAUGGCUCGUGACAUAACAUUCAUAAACACCGCAGGCCCUCUAAAGGGCCAAGCAGUGGCGCUCCGAUCAGCCUCUGACCUCUCGGUCUUCUAUCGUUGCGCCUUCCUAGGCUACCAAGACACGCUCAUGGUAUACGCACAACGCCAAUUCUACAAAUCAUGCUACAUCUACGGCACCAUAGACUUCAUAUUUGGAAACGCAGCCGUAGUUUUCCAAAACUGUGGAAUUUACGUUAGAAGACCCUUAAAGGGCCAAGCCAAUGUGAUCACUGCACAAGGCCGCAAUGACCCAUACCAAAACACUGGAAUUUCGGUCCAUAAUUCACGAGUCCUAGCCGCACCCGACCUCAAACCUGUGAUUCGUGGAUUCAAGACCUAUUUGGGGAGACCUUGGAUGCAAUACUCGAGAGUGGUGUUCAUGAGGACUUAUAUUGAUAGGUUGAUUAGUCCUGUUGGUUGGUCAAAAUGGGGCAAUAGUAACUUUGCUCUUGACACACUGUAUUAUGGAGAAUACAAGAAUUUUGGCCCUGGUUCUUAUACUCAAUGGAGGGUUCGGUGGGGUGGAUUCCAUGUUAUUAACAAUGCUGUUGAGGCAUCCCAGUUUACGGUGGAUAGACUUAUCGCUGGCCAAACAUGGUUGCCUGCCACCGGAGUGCCUUUCACUCUUGGCAUCUGA